Molecule: messenger RNA, 429 nt
Organism: Striga asiatica
Lineage: Eukaryota; Viridiplantae; Streptophyta; Magnoliopsida; Lamiales; Orobanchaceae
Source: the annotation of a GenBank genome assembly
AUGCGUGGGCCUCGAUUGAAGUGGACUAUCCUCUUCGCCCUACCCACCUCCCCCGGCGCCAAUGUGUUCUCCUUCCCGUACAUUGUUGGAGGCGGCGGAGGAUUCGAGGAUCUGUUCGUUCUCUUCAUUGCUCGAUACCCUGACAAGUUCAACCUAUCCGCCUUCCUCAACAACCACAUCAAUGGCCUCCAAUCUAGGGGCGCGAAUAUCCAGCUGCCACACACAGCGGUGGAGAUUGGGUUGCGAUUAGCGUUGUGGUGGGUGGCAGUGGUGGGGAAUGGUGGAGGUCGACAAUUUGGGCGAGAAGAGAACAGAGAGGGAAAGAGAGAGACGAUGGGAAUGGGGAAUGAAGUUUUCAUUCUGUCCAUGCCAGCCACCUCUGAAAGGGAUGACUCGCCCUUAGCCCUCGUCUGGAAUUAUACAUAUUAA